Messenger RNA from Pipistrellus kuhlii (Kuhl's pipistrelle), 680 nucleotides. RefSeq names its product baculoviral IAP repeat-containing protein 5-like. The coding region runs from base 1 to 609 and encodes 202 amino acids. The transcript is spliced from 2 exons. Lineage: Eukaryota; Metazoa; Chordata; Mammalia; Chiroptera; Vespertilionidae. The record is from RefSeq and is a predicted model, not a curated record.
AUGACGAUGAUUAUGAUGGUGACAAUGAUGGGUGAUGAUGGAGAAGUGUUAACACUGGUGAUGAGAAAACUGAAUUACAGUGAAGUUAAGGGAAUUGGUCCAGUUUUAUACAGCAGAUUCUGGGCAGCGACCCUCAACCGCCAUGGUUGGGGCUGGCAUUGCAGCACCGCGUGGUGGAUAGCUGCCGUGUCGUUGCCGGAGGCCUGGCAAGUCUAUGGUGAGGACCACCGCCUGGCCACCUUCCGGCACUGGCCCUUCCAGGAGGGCUGCGCCUGCACCCCCGAGCGGAUGGCUGCGGCCGGCUUCAUCCACUGCCCCACGGAGAACGAGCCCAACCUGAUUGAGUGCUUCUUCUGCUUCAAGGAGCUGGAAGGCUGGGAGCCAGAGGACGACCCCGCAGAGGAACAUCGAAAGCAUUCGCCUGGGUGUGCCUUCCUGUGUCUCAGGAAGCGGGUGGAAGAGCUGUCCUUCGGGGAGUUUUUGGAGUUGGACAAAGAAAGAACUAAGAACAGAAUCAUGAAGGAAGUGCACCGAUGGCGAGAAGGACUGGAGGAAGUUGCAAAGAAGGUCCGCAGUGCCAUUGAGCGGCAGCUGGCGGACCCUGAGUGACGGAGUGACGGCUCCUGCAGGCUCCCUGGUCCCAGCACGGGGGCGUCAUUGCUAAGGCUGGAUCCCCAGUG